UGAAUGACUGAUUCCCUGUCGGGCCCUGGUGAUUCGAGCUCCCUCUACCAGCAUUCUUGAUAACGACAUCGAUUUGAACCUCCACGAUCCUCCAACGCUCCUCCACGACUCCCUCUGAGCUGAGAUGACUGCUUGAGAUCACUCAUCCUCUCCAGUUGGUUUAUUCAGUAGGGCAUUCCACGCCCGUAUCUUGCUGUCCAGGCAAUCCAUACCGCCCAGGGCAAACACCGCCUUUGAUCGUUAUCAGCGUCACGCGGUGGGUCUGAAACCCUCUGUCUGCUUCACCACGCCUGGGGCCCGAAGAUGUUCUCAGAAUAUGCUUCACGGUUCCUAGCCCAGUCACAAUCACGCAUCUCCAACUUCGUACAACCUGAGUCCGCGGAUUCUCCUCCACGAAAUCCUAAUGACCGAUAUCGAAGAGCAAGCCAAGCUCCAAGAGCUGCCUCAAGAGGGUACGCUCAACGGCAAGGGAAUCCAUACCAGUCCUCGUCUCAUCUCUCCAAUUUCCCUUUCACCUCCCGCUACCAGGCAGCUCCAGAUGCUCCAUUAUUCCACAGCGCUCUAGACGAAUUCCGAGAAGAGGAUGACGAGGAGGAACGGGAAAGGGAAACAGCUGAUUUCUUUGCUCUGCAGAGGUCACGGAGGGUGUUUGCCCCGACCCGACUUGAGGAAAGCUCCGAAACAGACCACGACGAAAGCAAUGCGUCGUUAAAUAACAGUAAAGAUGAGGAUGCAAGAGCAAUAGAGGAUCGGGGGCGAGGACGCGGUAUCAAGAGCAGCUGGAAUGGAGGUGGUCAUAGCACAAGAGGCAGAGGUUGGGCUCCCGAAACAGUAGGAGAGGAAGCCGGAGAUUUCAGCAAAGGCAAGGAGACUACACGGCCGGAUAGUGAGGCAAGCAGCAAGGGGAAAGGGAGGAUGGUGGAUAUCGGACUCGAGUCUACUAUCGAGGAUGAUGACCCACCAGAUGAUUUUGGUGUUGAAGCCUCUGAGGGUAGCCCACCUGCGUUUCAACGAUUCCGUUCACCUCCAAAGCCGGGGGGUUUCAGGUCACCGCCGGAUGCGAAGAAUAUGUCCCGGGAUAGGGAUAUCGAAGCUGCUCUUGGUCCAGGUCCUGCCAUAUCACGGCCUCCAAGCUCAAUCGAAACCGUCCCGGCAACGAUAGCAACCACCCUGGGUGAGGCACCCAAGCAUGAUGUCUUUUGGGGAUCACUCUACUUGAUUUGCCUCGGCGCUCUCUUUGCGACCUUCUUCCUCGUCUUUCUCCACACGCCCACACCGGAUAAGAAUCUGGGCGAUACUAUAUACACCACGCUCAGCGCUUCAGUCCAUCUAUUUGCUGUGGACACUGUUGUCUCAGUCAUUGUAUCACUCGUCUGGCUUGCACUGUUACGAUCGUUUGUCAGACCACUGGUAUAUCUGCUUUUGCUCGCAGUCCCAGUAAUCUUGUUCUCCUUUUCUCUAUACCCAUUGGUUUCCAGUUACAAGGGGACUUCAGGUGGUACGAGUCUGCAGGAUAAGGCGAUGCGGUGGCUGUCCUUCAUCCCGGGGCUCUUUGCUUUCCUCUGGUGUUACACGAUCUAUAAAGGCCGCCAGUCGUUGGCUAAAGCCAUUGGCAUCUUGGAAUUUGCCUCCAAGAUAUUAGCCGCUAACCCUGCACUUCUUGGAUUAGGGUUUGCUAGUCUGGGCACGGUAGUGUUGUGGACUUGGAUGUGGUUAGGGAUGUUCACGAGGAUCUUUCUUGGUGGUCACCUGGCGACUUCUGUCACCAAGUUUAUCAUUGACGCCACGAGCUGGUGGCUUGCCAUCUACUUUGUGUUAAUGUAUAUCUGGACGCUGUCUGUCAUCAGUGCGGUCCAACGAUCAACCACGGCAGCUACGGUAUCGCAGUGGUACUUCCAUCGGAACGCGGUGCCAGCACCAACCUCGAGAGAAAUCGUCACAGCGGCAUUUAACCACGCCAUAACCACCCUGUUUGGCACCGUCUGCCUCUCAACACUGCUGGCAAUGCUCAUCCGUCUGCCACUCCUGAUUCUCCCUCGUCGAAUCGUCGGUGUGGUUUCCAUCUUCGCCUACUCCUUAAUCCCCGCGCCGAUCGCCGCCCUCCUCAACCCUCUCACCCUCACCUACGCCGCAAUCCACUCGCAACCGCUCAACCCUUCAGCGCGCGGCCUCAGCCAGAUGACCUUCCUCACGCCCCAAGCCCCCACCACGACGCUCACGCCGCGCUCCUUCUCCUCGCGCACGCACCCCGCCACGCCGCUCCUCCCCUACCGCCUCGCCAAGCUGCUGCUCCACGCGACGCGCUUCAUCAUGGCCACGGCGCUCGGCUUCGGCGGCUGGGUGGCCACGGCGCGCCAGCUCAGCAUCGCGCUCCCGGACGGCGCCGGCAUCCGCGGCAGCGCGUACGCCUACGUCGUCGGCCUGGUGGCGGGCUUCAUCGGCUGGGGCGUCCUGGGCGCUAUGGAGGGCGUGCUCAGCGGUAUCGUCGACGCGAGCGUGGUCUGCUGGGGCAGCGAGCGCGCCAUGGCGGGUGGCGGCGCGUACUGCCUGGAAGCUGGGUAUUUGUUUGGUGAAGGCAGGGAGCGUGGAUGACUGCCUCUGAUUGACCGACUGACUGAUCGACGGAUCGACGGAUAAAAGAAAGGAUAUCUAUCUAAUUGGACUUGGGGCUUGGGGGCGUUGACUGAAUGACGGAAUAAAUAACCGAAUAAGUGAUUAAGGGAAGGGAAGGGGAGUGAUGGAGUCUGAAGCAGGGCAGAUGGUCUUACCUAUUAGCAUACCAUACCAUACCAUACCAUACCUUACUACCUAGCCUGUUCCAUCCCAAACUCCUACCUUAUGUACCUAUCUUAUUUAAACCCGCUGUCUAUCC
Molecule: messenger RNA, 2872 nt
Organism: Amorphotheca resinae ATCC 22711
Lineage: Eukaryota; Fungi; Ascomycota; Leotiomycetes; Helotiales; Amorphothecaceae
Exons: 2
Coding region: 304-2592 (762 amino acids)
Biological process (GO): transmembrane transport
Cellular component (GO): plasma membrane
Molecular function (GO): transmembrane transporter activity
Source: RefSeq, a predicted model, not a curated record